AUGGGUGCUGUGCAACGCCUCACUGACGUUUGUGCAGACCCCAGCAGGGCAAACGACCACGACCUCGCCCUCGCCAAGCAGCUCCUGGAAGCGUACGGCGAGGACGCGACCCAGACCAUGGCCGAGUGGCCAACGGCCGCGCAGCAACCCCCGCGCGACCGACCCGUCAUCGCGGCCAUCCUGGACCGCUACAAAGUGCGAGGUGGUCGCGCGCUCGCUCGCUACCCGCAGGUCUUGUGGAUCGCGCACCUCGCUGCCGAGCACUUUGAGGGAUUCGACUCGCUCAUCGCCGAGCUGGAGGUCGAGUACGACUGCACCAUCCCCAAGUGCAACGACGGUUUGGGGUUCCCGAGUCCCUCUGCGACGCCAGCAUCGCUCUAUCGAGGUGUCCACGACUGUGGAAGUGGAUGGAAGGGCAAGAUGCCGUCUGAGGAUGAUGGACUCUCGGUCCUCACUCUUCCACUGGUGCCUGUACUGGGUGCGCUUUGGCAGGCGCUGUAUCUAGAGCGGACUUCCCUUCGACCUGUACGUCCCCAGGCUCAGCCCAGGACUCAUGACACACACCACCCACGGCACCCACUUCCACUCGGGUUUCAACACCCGCACCCCUCACACGCUCGUCCAGUUCGAGCCCGCCCGCUGCACCAUGCGCAUCGAGGGCUCGCUCGCCAACCUCUCCGUCCGCGGCAUGCGGCUCGCCGGCUUGGAACGGUUCCACGUGACCGUCCACCUCUCGUCCUGGACCGUCUCGAGCGUCUCCAGGGCAACGGCCACCUCGUCGGCGCCACGCUUCCGGCGACAUACGCAAUGUCGUCAGAGGCCCAGGCCGAGUACGCCAUGAACAGCGUCACCGCCUUUGAACAAGGCAGAGGUCCCGUACCCCGCAUCAACAAGUCGACCCUCAACGAAAUCUGGCAUCGUCAAACCGACUACAUGCCAGAUCAGGUCGACAUGUUUAUGCUGUCUGCGGGGCGUCUGAUCGGUGACGCUGACAUUGCCUUGCCGCCGGUCUUCGACACCUGGGUCGCGUCGAGGCCUGCCAAGACUGCCCUUGCGAUCAAUGAGCACAUGGCCAGCUACCAGAAGGCUCUCGACGAGGACCAGGAGCACCGCCGACUCGAGGUGGAGCACUUCGACCUCAAGGAGAGGCGCCAGAAGAGGCAGCGCGAGGACGAGGCCCACGAGCUCCGCACUCGGCUCCGUCAGCAAGGUCACCGAACAGCCGAGCAGCAGUACGCCGACCUCAAGGCAGCCAAGGUCGUGCACGACCGUCUUGAAGCAGAAGCAGCAGCCGCUCGCGACGCGUACAUGGCGUCGCAAGGCGAGCGCAUGCUUGAUCAGGUUGAGUUGGAGCAUCGCGAACAACAACGCAUUUCGAGCUCCACAUCACCUGAUGUUCCCGUCCACCAAGUCAUCGAAGACGACAGCGACAGUGACGACGGCACCAGUGACGACGACACCAGUGACUCCGACUUCUCUCCCGGCGUCCCGGGUCCUCCAACCCCCCGCCGGCCCCUAUUGUGGUCUUCGGCCGAGCCCAUCACCCCCCUCCACGAGUUCGCCCAUGUCUACCCCCCGCUCUGCCAGCAGAUUGUGUGGCUCAUGAAGCACAACCACCAAGCCACAAAGGCCGUCCUCAUUGCCCAGGUCCUUGCCAACAUUCUCGAGUUGUACCAGCGCCACAUGAACCUUGCUGCCGAGAAGAGCGAGCGCAUCACCUUGCUCGACGAUGCUCUUGUCAACAAGAUCAAGAACGAGAUUGGCCUCCAGGAGCGCGUUGCCGAAUUGGAGAACCAGAUCAAGGAGCUCAAGAUGCAAGUGAAGUAG
Molecule: messenger RNA, 1827 nt
Organism: Apiotrichum porosum
Lineage: Eukaryota; Fungi; Basidiomycota; Tremellomycetes; Trichosporonales; Trichosporonaceae
Exons: 4
Coding region: 1-1827 (608 amino acids)
Source: RefSeq, a predicted model, not a curated record